Sinocyclocheilus grahami is the source of this 506-nucleotide messenger RNA. RefSeq names its product tetranectin-like protein. Bases 1 to 432 code for a protein of 143 amino acids. NCBI's taxonomy places the organism in Eukaryota, Metazoa, Chordata, Actinopteri, Cypriniformes, Cyprinidae. Gene Ontology annotation, biological process: ossification. The record is from RefSeq and is a predicted model, not a curated record. The transcript has 2 exons.
AUGGCUCUCGGCCCUGCCCCUCUCAUCACACAGAUUUGCCUGCGUGGCAUCAAAGCCCACAGGAAGUGUUACCUGCUUUCUGAGCAGGCCAAGCACUACCAUGAGGCCAACGAGGACUGCAUCGCACAGGGAGGGACCCUGGCCAUACCUCGAGACAUCAACCAGAACGACGAACUCACAGACUAUGUCAAACGCAGCUCACCCGCAUCCAAAGAUUUCUGGAUCGGCAUAACAGACAUAGUGAAGGAAGGCCAGUAUGUGGACGUGAACAGCCUGCCUGUCACUUUCUUCCACUGGGAUCGUUCCAAGAGAGAGCCGACCGGAGGGAAGAGAGAGAGCUGCGUCGCGCUCUCGAUGGCAGCACAGGGAAAAUGGCACGACGAGGUCUGUCGCAGUCAGAAGAAAUACAUCUGUGAAUAUCUGAUCCCAUGAUGUGUAUGGCGCAUGACAUCAAGAUGCAUGUUAAAUGACAGCCUGUCAUUAAGCUGCUCAUUAAAAAUGAAACA